GUGGAAGAUCUGGGAAAAGCAUACAAUGUUUCGUUUAAGUCUACUGUUCGUUGUCGUCAGUGCCGUUGCCGUGUUCGGCAGUACUCUUCCUGCGGAAUACCUCGAGUGGGAAGGACGAAUCGUUGGAGGCUCCAAUGCAGGUUCUGGUCAGUUUCCCUACCAGGUCUCGCUUCGUUCGGCAGCCAACGCUCACUUCUGCGGUGGUUCCGUGAUCAACAAUCGCUAUGCACUUUCGGCUGCCCACUGUACCGUUGGACGCACGACUGCCAAUACACGUGUCGUGGUUGGAACUCAUCUGUUGAACAGUGGUGGAGUGUCUCACAACGUGGCCCGUAUCGUCAAUCACGGAUCGUACAACUCAAACACCUUGGCCAACGAUGUGUCACUGGUUCAGACUGCUUCGACUAUUUCCUUCAACAAUCUGGUUCAAACCAUUGGUUUGGCUGCUAACUUCAUCAACACUGGCAGCGGUGCUUUGGCUUCGGGAUGGGGACAGCUGGGAGCCAACGCCGGUAUUCCUAACAACUUGCAGUGGUUGAGCACUAGUAUUAUCACGUUGGCUGAUUGUCGUAGCCGGCACUCGGCCGCUAAUGCUGCACGUGUCCACGACAGCACCGUUUGCACGUUGAGCCCAUCCGGCCAAGGAAUGUGCAUGGGUGAUUCCGGUGGUCCGCUGGUGCAUGGUGGACUCCAGCAAGGUAUCGUGUCGUGGGGUAUCCCGUGCGGAUUAGGUUCCCCGGAUGUGUUUGCCCGUGUAUCCUCGCAUCGUACGUGGAUUCUGAACAACGCAGUGUAAAACGGACUGAUAGCAAUUUGGCGAUAAAGUAAAACAUUGAACAUAUAA
This is a messenger RNA of Topomyia yanbarensis, 844 nucleotides long. Its product is annotated as chymotrypsin-2-like. The record is from RefSeq and is a predicted model, not a curated record. The coding region runs from base 26 to 796 and encodes 256 amino acids. Gene Ontology annotation, molecular function: serine-type endopeptidase activity. The transcript has 2 exons. Gene Ontology annotation, biological process: proteolysis. NCBI's taxonomy places the organism in Eukaryota, Metazoa, Arthropoda, Insecta, Diptera, Culicidae.